This is a messenger RNA of Neltuma alba, 2495 nucleotides long. Its product is annotated as ETHYLENE INSENSITIVE 3-like 3 protein. The record is from RefSeq and is a predicted model, not a curated record. Lineage: Eukaryota; Viridiplantae; Streptophyta; Magnoliopsida; Fabales; Fabaceae. The coding region runs from base 300 to 2087 and encodes 595 amino acids. The transcript is spliced from 2 exons. Gene Ontology annotation, molecular function: DNA binding; DNA-binding transcription factor activity. Gene Ontology annotation, cellular component: nucleus.
UACGAAGUGAUUUUCUGAUUUUCUCCCAAUUGUCGUAUGAGGUUUGGCAUCUCCCUCCUUUCUCUGCCCAUCUCCAUCUCCAAAGAUCAAAACCACUUUUCCCGUCGCAGCAACGCAGCGUUCAAUCUCCUUCGGAUUUACCCGUAAAAGCAAAAGUCAAAACCCCGUCUGGGCACUUCAUAUUUUUAGGUGGAUUCUCUUCCCUCUCGCAUCGCCCCCUUCGAUUUUCAUAAUCGGGACGCUGUAAACGACUCGAUUAGAUCGACUUUGGCACUCAUCUGUCCCCUGCAUAUUUAUAGAUGGGUGAAAUCCAAGAAAUUGGAGUUGACGUUGGUUCGGAUAUAGAAGCUGAUGACAUUGGAUGCGAAACCAUAGCGGAGAAAGAUGUCAGUGAUGAAGAGAUUGAACCAGAGGAAUUGGAGAGGCGGAUGUUUAAGGAUCGCAUCAAACUCAAAAGGAUCAAGGAAAGGCAGAAGGUGGCCGCGCAGCAGACUUUGGAGAAGCAAAAGUCCAAGCAAACCUCCGAUCAAGCUCGCAGGAAAAAAAUGUCCAGAGCACAAGAUGGGAUCCUCAAGUAUAUGCUGAAGCUUAUGGAAGUUUGUAAAGCCCGUGGUUUUGUGUAUGGAAUUAUUCCCGAGAAGGGUAAGCCUGUGAGUGGUGCUUCAGAUAACAUUAGAGCUUGGUGGAAAGAGAAGGUAAAAUUUGAUAAAAAUGGUCCUGCAGCUAUAGCCAAGUAUGAAGCGGAGUGUCUCGCUAUGAGUGAGGCUGAUAACAAACACAAUGGGAACUCACAUAGCAUUCUCCAGGACCUGCAAGAUGCAACGCUUGGGUCACUUCUUUCUUCUCUGAUGCAACAUUGUGAUCCUCCUCAGCGGAAGUAUCCAUUGGAAAAGGGUGUUCCUCCACCUUGGUGGCCAACUGGGAAUGAAGAUUGGUGGGUACAAUUAGGCCUACCCCAUGGUCAGAGUCCUCCUUAUAAGAAGCCACAUGAUUUGAAGAAGAUGUGGAAAGUUGGAGUGUUAACUGCAGUUAUAAAGCACAUGUCACCAAACAUUGCAAAAAUAAGGAGGCAUGUCCGCCAGUCAAAGUGUUUGCAGGACAAGAUGACAGCAAAGGAAAGUGCAAUUUGGUUAGGAGUAUUAAGUCGAGAAGAAGCUCUCAUUAGGCAGUCUAGUAGUGAUAAUGGUUCAUCUGGAAUAACUAAAACACGGCCCGGUGUACCUGUUGAAACCACGCAAGGGCCUGGUAGCAGUGAUAGCAACUAUGAUGUUGACGGUGCUGAUGACGGUGCUGGUUCUGUUUCUUCUAAAGAUAAUAGGAAAAAUCAGUUGAUGGAUAUUGAUUCAUUAGAUAAACGCAGAACAAGUGCUGAUUGUGUCCAAGAUAAAGAGCGACCUGAGAAGCAACGCUGGAAGAAAAAACCCCGCUUGAUAUCAAGUGCCUCUGACAAAAUACCUGCACCAUCUGAAAAUGAACCCUUGCAUGUUGAGCCUAUAAGCACUCUGCUAAAUAAGACCCAGAAGGAAGUACCAGUAACUGGAUUCCAAAUUCAGGGAAGCGAACAGGUCAAUGACACAGAUUCUGCUCUGACACCCUUGGAGAAAGGUCUUGAGGUGACAACUCAAAUACCAGGUCAUGAAUUUGGUCACUACCCUUACCUGAAUUCGAACGAUAUAAUUACCUCAGAAAGCAUGCAUGUGAAUGGAAGAACAUUGCACUAUGAUGCAAUGCAAAAUCCUGAUACACAUCAUCAAGAUACUUGUAAUGCUUCUGAUUCAGCAGCAGGAUUCAGGCCCAAUUACGAAGGCCAGCUACUGCAAUCUGGAAACAGUGAACUGUUUAGGCAAGGGAAUGAUGCAGCCCCCAUGCCAGCUGUACAUAUGAAAGGGGGUGAUAUUACUGGAGCAGACUUGCAGUACUAUGUAAAAGAUACAUUUCAAAAUGAGCUAGAAAGACCUAUGGAAAACCCUUUCCUUGGAUCGCCAAUCCAUGGCCUGUCAUUAGAUUUUGGAGGACUCAGCACUCCGCCAUUUGACCUUGAUGACAUCCUGGGUGAUGAUGAAAUGAUGGAAUACUUUGGGGCAUAGAUUUUAGAACUGGGGACUUGGGGCAGAGAUUGUAAGUGCUGUUCUCUUAAAUUUUCCCAAAUCAACCCUCAGUAGAAUGGCUUGUUCUAGUUCUGUUUCUUGACUCCCAUCCUUCACCAGGAACUUUAAAUUCUGGCGGUAAAUUGUUCUGCUGGGUGAAAGUUCCCAGAUCAGUAUCAGUGUGCUGUUCGAUUUGAGAAGUGAUAAUCUUAAUGUUAGAUGUCAUCAAUUUAGAGAGCAGCAGGAGGAAGAAUGAAACCAUGAAUUUGUGAUAUAGGUGUACCGUUUCAUUGUCAUUGAUUAUUGCCAGAGUUUCAUGUUAAUUAGUCAUUUUGUUGUACUGGCUAAAUUAAACAUUGAUAGAAGUAACUCCAAGUUUAAUAAAAAUCCAUGGCCUUAUUCCUCUUU